AUGAGGAUGAGCUGCAAUGGGUGCAGGGUGCUUCGCAAAGGGUGCAGUGAGAAAUGCUCAAUCAGGCCCAGCAUUGAGUGGAUCAAAUCCCCUGACUCUCAAGCCAACGCCACUCUUUUUCUUGCCAAAUUCUAUGGCCGCGCUGGCCUUCUCAACCUCAUCAAUGCAGGCUCCCAACACCUCCGCCCUGCUAUUUUCAAGUCACUUUUGUACGAGGCUUGUGGACGGAUUGUGAAUCCGACAUUUGGGUCGGUGGGUCUGAUGUCGUCCGGGAGCUGGGCCCAAUGCCAAGCAGCCGUUGAUGCAGUGCUUGCAGGGUUGCCCAUCGCCGGAGUUGAUGCGGAUGCACUACACCUUAUCCCCAGCCCUCCUAACAAAUCCGGCGACAUACGCCACGUGUUCAGGGACUCGAACUCGGGGGGUUCUCGUAACAAAGUUGCAACCCGGAACAGGUUCAAGAGAUCCAUGAACAGGACCAAAACCCAUCCUGGCUCGGUCACUGAGUUUGCAACCGGGUCACAUAUGGCUCAAUUUUGUAACUUUCCUGACCCGGAUGACUUGUGCCCGAGUCCAGAAGGAAAUGGGGCUGGCGGAGAUUAUGAUGGAGAGGUUGGGUUGGAACUGACUCUUGGAUUAGUUCCAAUGCGUCUUAAUUAG
Prunus avium (sweet cherry) is the source of this 657-nucleotide messenger RNA. Its product is annotated as LOB domain-containing protein 42-like. NCBI's taxonomy places the organism in Eukaryota, Viridiplantae, Streptophyta, Magnoliopsida, Rosales, Rosaceae. The record is from RefSeq and is a predicted model, not a curated record. Gene Ontology annotation, biological process: regulation of gene expression.